AUGGAUUCGAAUACACAACUAAUCCAAGUAUGUACAAAUGACGAGAUCCUUAUUAAGUGCAGUGAUAUGUAUCUGAGUUCAGAUGGGUUUUAUCCACCUUUCAUUAAAUUAAAGUUCUUUUAACAAAUAUUCUUAGAUCCUAAUUAUAAAUAGAAAAUAUGAUUUUUCAUAUCUUUCCAGUUUAAUUUGAUAAUGAUGAAAUUUAGAUAGCCAACCAAUAGGAAAUUAUUCAAUAUUCAUAAGAUAUUGUAAUACGCUUAGAUAAAUCUAAUAAAUUUAUAUGUGUUAUUGUGCAUAAUGAAAAAUACAUACUCUCCUUAACCAAUGUAAUUGAUAGAACAACACUUUUCAGAAUAUAACCUUGUUAUAAAUCAUAAAUUUAAGUAAUUGUUCUUUUAUAUUAAAGAAUUCCAAUAUAGUGUCUUUUGAUGAUGAUAUAUUUUUGAUGUAUUCUCCUGAAAAUAUUACAUUAUAAAAUUUAGAAUAAAAAUCCGAUUUAUAUGUAAAUAUUAAUGAAAAUAUGCUAUAUACUUCUGAUUUUAGUGUCUAAACUAUUAAGUAGACAACAUUCAAAUUUAAAAAGUAUUUCAAAGAAAGCUAACCUACUUCUUAUUACUAUGGAAAUUUAAUUAAAAUCAAAUAAAUUGAAAAAGAUUCCUAUUUAGAGUUGACUACUUAAGAGAACAUUUAAUAAAAUCCUCAGAACAAUAAUUUACAUAUGACUGAUGUGUAGAGUCAAUAUUAACGCAUUUUUUCUAAAAAUAAAACAGUCUGCUGGAGAUCUGGCGAAAGAAACUAAUAAUAUAUAGAUUUAUUAAUUUAUGAUAUAUGGAGGUUGUACCAUCCAUAAAAGAUCAAUACAUAGAUCUAAUAAGGAGAUUAAUUUUAUUUAUAAAAUUUAUCUGGCAAUUUCUUUUUGAAUGGAGAUUAAAUUUGUUAAAAUUAUUAAGAUGCACAAUUCUUCUCAUUUAUAGAAGAAGAAUCUGUUAAUAGUAGACUAUUUUACAUAAUUUCCAAUAAUUAAUAUUUAAGUUAUAAGUUUGUGAAUGAAAAUAAUUUUAGAUAAAUUUAAGAUAAAUAAUAAGUUGAAUAUAAAAUUAAAAAAUCAAAAUUAGAUUUAAUUUAAUUUGAUCUUAUUUCUAAUGUAAAUUUCAUUCAUUAAAAUUGGUUAGACAAUAUAGUUUAAUUAAUUUAUCAAAUAAAUUUAAAAUAUAAAUUGCAUUAUGAUGAUAUAAACUUAUUUAUUAGAAAUUAAUAAAUAAGUAAUGGAAAAUUUGAUGAUCUAUUUUUUUAAUUACAAUAAUUGGAAAUUGCAUUAAAUGAUUUGACAAUUUUUUGCAUUGCAGAUGAAGAAAAACCUAAAAUAAUUGAUAAAAAUGCAAUAUAUUAUUUAAAGAUGAACUAAUAUAAUUAGGAUUUGUUAAGAAAAAAAGUUAUAAUUCAAUCUCUUGUAGAUUUUAUUGAAAUUGUGAAAUGGCAGUAUGAAUAUACUUUAAUAAUUGAUGAAAAUAAAUUUGAAUCUAAUAAUGAUAUACCUAGAGAAGAUCAAAAUUUUUAAUUUUUAUUUCAAUUAAAUACUAUACUAAAUAAGAUUUUUCUUUUUUUUGAAGCUUUUAGUCACAACAAUGAUUAUAAUAGUUAAAUGAUAUUUUUGGCUUAUUUUAAAUUAAUAUAAUAUUUAGGAUAUAAUAUUGGAGCAUUUUAUUGUUUAAUUCGAUUAUUUGAAAACAAUUAAAAUUUGAUUCCUAUUGCAGGUAUAAUGCCUUUUAUAGGUGAAUCUCAAAAGGAAUAUGAUUAUUCCUUAAUCAAAAGAUCUACUAGAAUCAAUACCAUAUUAACCAAAUAGCAAAAUUAAAUAAAAUCUCAAACUUUAAUCGAUGAAGUUUUUGAAAGAGCAAAUUAUUGUCUUUAAAUACUUAAUAAAAGAUUUUGGGGUAAUAUUAUGAAGAUAUUAAGUGUUUUAUGUUUAUAAAAUGAUAGAGCAUGUUUUAAUAAUUAAAUAAAUAUAGGUAAGCAUAUAAUUUAAGGCCCAAAAAUUUUAUUAUAAUUUGUAAUUAAGGAUAAUAAUUUACUUUAUGUUUAAAUAGAUGAAAAUUUAUAUGAAUUAAAUGAAAUUUAUGUUUAGAGUAGUAAAGAUAAUAAAGUUUAUAUGAAAAACAUUAUAGAAUGUAAGAAUUUCUUAGAUUCUCAGUUAAAUCUUAUAGGAUUACUUUGUUAGGAAAGGAAUUAUGAGAAUAUUUAAUUUUAUCGAACAAAAUUACCAUAAAAAACUUUAAUAAAUUAUAUAAGUUAUUCUGAAAAUGCUGAGUCAUUAAGAUGUAGGUUAAUUAUAAUUUUAAUGAAUUUAUAUGUUGAUUGUUAUCCUUAUCAACCUAAAUAAAGUCCUAAACUAAUAUUCAACUUAAAUAAAUUAUAUGGUAGUCAAAAAUAAUCAAAUGGAUUUAAUGCUGAAUAGUCAUCCUUAGAAAUGUAAAUACAUUAAAAAUAAUCUUAUCAUAAAUAAUUAACAAGAUAAUUUACUAUGAAUGAUACAAAAGCUAUAGAGAAAUUACUUACUAUUACUUAAGAGUUAGUUAAACUAAAUUUAAUUUAAUAAAAUUAAAUUAACCUUUCUCUCAGUGUAUGUAAGAUCUUACAAAUGUUCUAUAAAUUAUAUACAUUUAAUUUACCAUAAAAUAAGGAAUUUCAUGAAAAAUAUUUUGAUGUAAAUUUGUUAAUCUAAGCUUAUACCUUAUUGCCUAAAUCAUUAGAAUAAAAUUAACCUUUAUAAGAAUAAGUUUAAUAAUUUUAACAAUUUUAAGAAUAAAAGGAAAUUUUUAAUUAAAUGUCGAUCAUAUUAAUUGAGUUUUUGCUAUUGUAUUUUCAAUAAACUGAGACAAAAAUUCUAAUUUAAACUAUUAAAGCAUCUUAACAAUCUGAAAACCUUGACUUUUCUUAAUAAUAUAAUUAUUAACGUUUUGAAAAAAUUAAAGAGAACACAUUUCUUUUAUUGAAACAUAAUCAGGCUUAAACUGAAACUUAAUUAAAGGCUUUUACUUUAGUGGAAUCUCUAUAUUAACCAAAAAGAAAUAUUAUUAAACGCUUAUAAAAAUGUUUGUUUUUGGAAAACUAGGAAGAAGUUUCUCAUUAUUAAUUUAUAAAAUAAAUGAUUUUAUAAUUAAAAGAAUUAGAGAGUGCUGAUGAAAAAUAAUAAUUAUAUCAAAAUUGUAUUAAAUCAUUAAUAAAUUUGAAUUAACUCUUAAAAAAAUCAGAUAAUUUAUUAUUAGUAUAAAAAAUUUUGAGAAUUUUAAACAUAGAUUAUAUCCUCUUAGAUUUUCUAGAAAGUUAUUAGUAAAUUUGUUAAUUGAUUACUUAAAAAAUUAUAAAAAGUAAUAAUGAUGACAGAUAUAUUUUAGAAAUUAAUAAUGAAGAGGAAUAAAUAAUAUAAUUUUGUACAUAAUCAUUUAUUAUUUUAAAAUUUUAAUGUUAUGGAAAUUAAAGCAAUAAAUUAAGAAUUCUUAGUAAAUUUAAUCAAUUUGAUGAUUUUUUAAAAUGUAUAGAUAUAGGAUAAUAUGAUUUACUUUAAGAAAUUUAUUCUGAAUCAUAUGAAAAUAUUGAAUCAGCAAGUAGUAGGAUUAUUUAUUUGCUUCUAGAUAAUUUGAGUUUAGGAUCUUUGAAAGUGUUGGAAUCUUUGGUUAUAUAAUAAAAUAUAUCAAGUAGUAAGAAUUUAUUUGAAAUUAUAUAACAAUUACAAAAUACAAAAAAAUUUAAAUAGUAAAUGGGAUUUUUAGAUCAUCCUCUUGAAAAGAUACUUUCUUAAAAUAAAUUUUAAACAUUUGAAAAGUAAUUUUUAAUAGGAAAUCUUCCAUACAUAUUUUAAAUAAAAGGAAUCUAAUUUAUAUUAUAUCUACUCAAAAAUUCUAAUUCUUAAGGAUGUAAAGUAAUUGCUGAUAUUUUUCCUUUAUAAUAGAUAAUUAAAUAUUGUCUAUAAUUAAAGGAUAUAUUUAAAUCCUCAUUUGAAGAUUUAAAUAUAGCUAUAUUAAGUACUAUUUUGAAGACAUAUUUAAUGAAAUUAUUUAAUAUACUUUUAAAAUAUAAGGAAAUCAUCAAAUAUGAUGAUGAAAUUUAAUAAACUAUUUUUUAAUUCAUAGAGAAGGAAAUCAAGAUUUUUGAAAGCAAAAAAAUUGUUCUUGAUUAAUAAAUGAAGUCAAUAAAUGAUAUUUAAAAAAAAUAUGAUUAUAUCAAUACUAAUUUUAGUUUCAAAAUAAAAUAAAAAAGUUUGAAGCCUAAUUAAUAAUUAUUUUAAUAAAUUCAAUCAGGAUCAGAAAAUGAAAGUGAUAAUGAUAAAAAAGAAGAAGAUUAAAUAUUAGAUUGUUUAAAAUAGAUGGCAUGCUAUUAAAUAUAAUUUAAUUAUGAUUGCCUUUAUUUUAAUAAUUAUGCUAUGUUAUUAUUAGAUGUUUUUCUUAACUUAGCUUAAUUAAUACAAGAGUAAAUAGAAAGUUUAGAAGAAUCAUAAUAAAAAUCUGGAAUAAGAACAUCUUAAACUUUGGCAAGAUAAAUGAGUUUAUCUUAAGCUUUUGCAGAGAGUAUCACAAAUGAUAUGAGUUAAAGUGUAAAAUUAAAACCUUUUAAUAAUUUGAAAAUUAAAGUGGAUUUAUUUUUAAGAUAAAUAGAAGAGUAUUUAAAACUAAAUUUAACCAAAUGGGAGAUUAUAGAAAAUGGACAUUUUUUAAUUGAAAAAUCAUAAUAAUUAAAAAUAAUAUUUUUAAGGAAACUGGAAUUUUCUAAUUGUAACAUAGAUUUAAUAGAAUAAAAGUAAAAAGAUUAAGAAGUAGAUUAAUAUUGUUCACCAAUUUAUUGUCAUGAUAAUAGAAUACAUGAAUUAAUACUGUUAAAGAAUAAAUCUUAAAAUAUAUUUAUUGAAAAAUAAAUUAAUAGUUUAUUUGUUACUGAACAUAUAUUGGCAAUAGAAAAUUUUGAUAUGUAUUUGUAAAUCUAUAGAUAAUAAUUAUUUAUAAAUGAAGAGUUUGAAAUCAUAAGUGAAAAUUUAUCUAAAACUGUUGUGCCAUUGAUUAAUUGUUUUUAAUCUAGUAUGAAUAAUUUGUAUAAGAAUUAUAAGUUUAUCAAGAAAAUAUUAAAAUUUUUCUGGCAUAUGUUGGAUUUACAUACUUAUAUUAGAGAAGAUUAUAUUUAGACAAUUAAAAUUUAUGAAUUGAAUAAAAAGGGGAAGUAUCAUUCUAAAAGUGAACAGAUACUUCAAAUAAAAGCAAUUAAAGAUUUUUAAAAUUUGCUAGUAAAUUAAGGUUUUUUUGAAAUCUUUUUAUAAUUUUGUAAUUAAUAUGAUAAAAUAAAAAUUGUAUAAUAGUCAGAAUUGAUUUCUUAAAAUAAGAAAAAGAAGGAAAAGUUAUUAUAUUAAUUUAUGUUAACUUCAAUUAGAUUAGUUCGAGGAAUUGAAUCUGCUAAUUAGUUUGCUUAGUAAAAAUUAAUGUAGGAAAUUUUGAUAACAAAAAGUAAUUAAAUGUUAAAAAUAUUCUAAAAUAUUUUUGAAAAACAUUAAUAAUUAGAUGAAAUUAUGAAAUAACGAUUAUUAAUGUUGCAUGAUAUAAAUAGAGUUUAUUUUGCAUAUGAAUACAAUGAAGUACAUAGAUUAGAAUAAAAAAAGAAUGCAAUGAAAUUAGGAAUUUUGCAGGUGUAAAUGAAAUUACUUUAAUUAUUAGCUGAGGAUCAUUUUAGACCUUUUUAAGAUUUUUUUAGAGAAUAAAUUGGAUUUGCUUAAAACUAUGAUAUAAUUUAACAUCUGAUGAAUAUAUUAUUGAAUUUUUUCAAUUAAGAAUCUUUUUAUGCUUUAAGUUAAGAUGAUUACAUUUUAGUUUUAAAUUGUUUUGAUUGUCUAAAAGAAUAUAUUUAAGGACCAUGUCCUCAAAAUUAGGAAAAACUAUGUUAACCAUAAUUUUUAAGAUUGUGUGGUAAAUUAUUAGGAUUUGAUGAUUCUUAAAUUAAGUUUUUAAAUCUUUAUUAGAGAUUCAGUAAAAUUGAUUUAAGUUAAUUAAAUUAAGAAAAAGAUAGAUCAAGAUUAUAAACUUUAGAUUAAGCUAGAAAGUAAAACAAUUCAUUAGAUAAGACAACUAUAUAAUAAUAGAUUAUUUAGUAUUAUAUAUAAGUACCUGUUUAUUGUAAAUAAUUAGUAAGUUCAUUUAGAAAAAGUAAUUCUGUUAAUUAUAAGUUUUUUAUGCUUUCUGAAAUAAAAUAUAGAUGUGCAACAACAUUGGAAUCAUUAACUGAUAAUGAAUAAAAUGAAUCAGAUAUUUUAAAAAGAAUUUCAACGAUUAUAAAUGAGUAAAUCCUAAUUAGGAAUAUUACAAUAUAAUAUGAGAAAUAUAAAAUAUUGCAUGGUUCAGGUAAAAAUUAUACAAAUUUGGUAUUCUCUCAUUUAUUGGGUGAAGAUUCAAAAAUAAUCGAAUAGGAGAAGGAAAGAAAGAAAAAUUAAUAAAAAAGAAAGGUUGAUAUAAAGAAUAGCAAUAAUUAUUGGUAUUAAGUAGAAUAGGAAGUGACAAUAGAGUUAGCAGUAAAAGAUUUUUGGGAUUCAUUUAUUAUAGAGACAGGAUUUUCUUUAUUUAAUCUUUUAGCUUAAGUAUAUUAGAUGAAAGAUUAAGAUGUUUUGGAACGAAUUUAUGAAUAAAUAGAUAAUACGAAGAAAUAGAAAAAGAGAUAUAAAUCUAUAGUAUUUUAUAAUCUUUACAAAGCCAUAUUUUCAGCAUCAUAAUUAAAUAAGUAAAUAAGUAAUAUAAUAUUAAUAGAAAUAUUAAAGAGUUAUAAUAAAGUACAUAAUUAAGUGAUAAAGUAUUUAAUCUAUACAAAUUAAAGAAAGCAUCAGGAGAAUAGGAAGCUUAUUAAAAGAAACUAGGAUAUAGAGCUUUAAGAUUUUUUGCAACUAGAACAGGAUCAAUUGAAAUAUUGUUAUCUUCUAAAUAGUUAAAAAAAGUUAUGUUUCCACUUGUUCCACAUUGUUUUGCUUUAAAUAAUGAAAUUAAAUAGAAGUUUGCUUCUGAUAUUGAUCGAUUGUCACAAUAAAGAAAAGUGGAAUCAGUUUUAUCAAAUUCAUCUCAUAUAAUUUAGAAAUUAAAAACAGAGUAUAAAUUUCAAUCUUUAUAUAAAAAGAAUUUCAUUAUAAAUUUAUUGGCAAGUAAUUAAAAACUUUGGAAAUAAAUAAUAUUUUUAGUAAUUGUGUUAGAGAAUCUAAUGAUAUUAUUUUCAAGUGAUUCAAAUUUAGAAAAAUUAUUUAAAGAUAUUUUAUUUGGAUUAACAAUAACAUAAAUAAUAUUAUAAUUUUUAUGUUUCUUUAUCUUUAUAGUGAAGAAGUUACCUUAUUUAAGAAUAAAAUCAUAAGAAAUAAUAUUUGAGAGAUAAAUAAAUAGAAUUAGACAGAGAGAAAUAAAAUAUAAAUAUUUGGAUAAUUCAUAGAGUAUAGUACUUUAAGAGGAUUUUGUAUUAGAAAAAACAGAUUCUUUUUUACUAGAAUAAAAUAAAUGGAGGAGACUCUAUUAUAAUAUAACGGAUUCUUUAACGUUAUAUAAAUGUAUUUUAUUAGAUUAUGAAAUGAUAUAUUUUUUAAUAUUUACAACUUUAGCAUUUAUUGGAUUAUAUUUGAAUAUAGUAUUAGCAUUAUUACUUUUGGAUGUAUUUUGGAGAUUUCCAACAUUGACAUCAAUCGUGAAUGUAAAUAAUUAUUAAAUAAAAUUAGGCAAUAUGGAGACCAAGUGGAUCAAUAUUAUUGGUGCUUUCAUUGUAUAUAAUAAUGUAAUAUUAUUAUUCAUUAAUCGUUUAUCAAUUUUAUGCUUAUCAAUAUGCACCAUAUUGUUAAAAUUUACUCUAAUGUUUUUCAUUCAUAUUAGAUGUAACAUUUAAGACAGAUGGUGGAUCUGUUGGUUAUGUUUCAUCCAGUGAUGUAUAUGCUGAUGAAAAUUAUAGAUAUAGUAUUCUUAAUUUUUGGGAAUUCAUCUAUGUAUUUGUUGUUAUUAGUUUAUUAUACUCAAUAAUUACUGGUAUCAUUAUAGAUUCAUUUGGUGUCUUAAGAGAGGAAGCAGAAGAAUUAGAUAAUGAUAUAAAAGGAUUCUGUUUAAUUUGUGGAAUUGAUAAAAGUACUUUGGAAAAAAAGGCUAAACAUAAAAAAGGAUUUAGAUUUCAUGUUAAAUAUGAACAUUGUGUUUGGAAUUACAUAUUUUAUAUUUCUUAUUUAGAAGAUAAAAAGAAAGCAGAUUAAAAUGGUAUUGAGAGUUAUGUAGAUUCAGAUUUGAAAAAAGAAAGUAUCAACUGGUUUCCAAUCAAUAAAUCUCUUUCUAUUCCUGAUGAAGAAGAAUAAUAAGAAGUAAAUAUAUAUAUAUAUUAAAUCUAUUAGGAACUAUCUAAUUUAAAAUAAACAAUAGAUGAUAGAUUAAUAGAAAUUAGUAACAAAAUUGAUUAACUAAAAAAAUGA
Messenger RNA from Paramecium sonneborni, 8452 nucleotides. NCBI's taxonomy places the organism in Eukaryota, Ciliophora, Oligohymenophorea, Peniculida, Parameciidae. The record is from the annotation of a GenBank genome assembly.